Messenger RNA from Neogale vison (American mink), 1473 nucleotides. RefSeq lists its product as uncharacterized. The record is from RefSeq and is a predicted model, not a curated record. The coding region runs from base 1 to 1473 and encodes 490 amino acids. NCBI's taxonomy places the organism in Eukaryota, Metazoa, Chordata, Mammalia, Carnivora, Mustelidae. The transcript is spliced from 12 exons.
AUGGAGUGUGGAGAGGCAGCUAGCACAGGGGCUGCUUUGGGCCAGGACAGCUCAGUGUCCCCAGUCCUCAUGGUCAACCCCCAGGCCAGGCUGAUGGUUGUGGUGGAAGUAGAGGGAGGGCGAAGAGGAUCAGGCCCUACAGUCCUUCUGGAGGGGCCCAAGAGCAUCCGCUUGCUUCAGCCGGGUACUCCAGAUGCCCAGGAGGCUGAGCAGGAGCUGCUAGCACGAGUCCAGUCCACACUAGGCUUGGUGGCCCAAGGGUACAGUGUGGCCCUAUUGCUUCGGGGUCGGGAAGCAGAGACACCCCGGCUUGUACCUCAGCUGUUGCAGAUGCUGUUUGAGGAAGCUCUGCCUCCGGGGGGCCCUGAUCCUGUGCUUACUACCCUUAGCCUGGUGCAGCUCAGCCCCUGCGGGAAGACUCGGGACCUGCUCUCUCCAGGGACAGAGAACUUGUCAGUGCUAGAUGUGUCCCCCCUGGGCUUGGUAGUGGAAAAUGCCAGUGAGGUGGAGGUGUCUGACUCAAGAGUGGCCUCAGGGCUGUACUUGCAGGCUGCAGGCGAUGAAGGCAGAGAUUGCCCCCUGCUGCAGGUAUUGGCUGGUAAGGUUAUUGGUGAGGAGGUGGAAGGCUCGUUGCCCUGGAUUGUCUCGCGGCUCCUGGAAGGAAACAACUACAGUGGCCUUCUUCUUCGCCUGGACCCUCAAGGUGGCUCCCUGAGCUUGCUCUGGGAUGCUCUUUUGGGGGCCGAGGGAAGGAGGAUGCGGGCGAAACAGGUGAGGCCCACCCUGUGGGAUGCAGUAGAAGAGGGCCGGGCCCGCCGGGCUGGCCUGAAGAGCCUGCGUUCAGGCCUCCUUGGAGACAACCUGACGGACAGUGGGCUCAGCCAGUUGGGCAGGGCAUUGCGAGAAUUGCAGGUAGUAAAAGCCUGGAGCCGGUGCCCAGGGAGCCAGAUGCUCAAAAGGAUGAAAGCUGAGGCUGUGAGGCUCCCAGAACUACAGGUCCCAGAUGUGGCCUUGCAGUUCUUCUUGGCCCAGGCCCGGAGGAAGAGACUGCACGAACAGCACCAAAUAUGGAUCCAAGAGGAACUGAAGCGUUUGGGACAGGAGGAGGUGGUGGCAGGUGACCAGGUCAAAGCCCGGGUAAUUGGAAAGGAGGCCUCCAAGGAGAGGCAGAGAUGGCCUCGGGAGCAGACGAUGCUGAGACUGCGGCUGGAGGCCCUUCAAGCAGAGCAGGACACUGCGGAACAGGACCUUACAGCCCUCUAUGACCUGCACGUGCAGGCUGCCCGAGCUCAGACACGCCACAUGCUGCAGGUAUUCCAAGCCUGGCGAAGGAUGUGGGAGGAGCAGACCAUGACCACAGAGCAUCACCACCGCAGCCUACUGGCUGGUGUCCUACAAGACAACAUCAAUCUGGCCAAGCAGAACCAGGAGCUCCAAGCCCAGAACCAGCAGCUUCAGCAGGGAGUAGAUUAG